UGUCUCGCCGUCCCAUGCGUGGGAUGCAAGCUUGAUAUCCACUGCCGCCGUUGCAAAAUCUCAGUAAAUAAGGGAACUCCACACAAAGUUGUGUUAUGGAAACAGCAUGUCGGUCCCUGUCUUUGACAAGUGGACUGUAUCCCCCGCACAAGGCAAGAUAAUACUAGGCCCACCCCGCGAUACAAGUCACGCUGGGCGCCACAUCAGCAAGCUUCUUCCAUUCGAAAGUUGUUUCAAUUUCUUUGAGAUUUGAUACCUCUACCAAAUUUUCUAGACCUCAUUGUUAUUUCAUCAUGACGCUUAACGAAAGUGCUGCUGCUCAUGCAGCGAGUUUUCUCUACCCACAUGGAUUUCCAACCGCCCCUUCGCCAAUCAAAAUUAUCACACUUGCUGCAGUCUUGAUAUUUACAAUCAGCUUCUUCGUGAGGGGCAAGAAGACGAAGUACAGCUACCCCCCGGGCCCAAAGGGCAAUUUGGUAGUGGGAAACACCUUUCAAUUAGACCCUCGGUUCCCUGGUGCUAAAUUCGCAUCAUGGGGACAAGAGUACGACGACAUGUUCUCUAUAUUUCUCGGUUCUACCAGAUGGGUCGUUGUCAAUUCCUCGAAGAUGGUGCGCGAACUGCUGGAUCGGAAGGGUAAAAUCUACCUCAGUCGUCCAUACUUCCCGGUGACACAGGAAAUCUUAUCUGGUGGCAUGCGAAUUGUCUUGAUGCCACAUAGCGAGCGGUGGAGAAAUCUGAGGAAGAUCAUGCAUCAGCUAUUGACUGCCAAAGCGGCCGAUAGCUACAAGCCAUACCAAGAAAUUGAGUCGAGGAAGCUGAUAUGGGAUUAUUUAAAGGCACCUGAAUUGUUCUACCUCCAUGGUGCGCGAUUUGCCAAUUCUGUUAUCAUGUCGGUUGUUUUUGGUCGAAGAAGUAGCAUGAGCGAAGCAAAUGUCAAGGAGUUAUUCAGCUGCAUUGACGAAUUCAUGAAACUGCAGGGAUCGCCUUCAGCCAGCUUUAUCGACGGAUUCCCUUUCAUCGCUCGAUGGUUACCCGUGAGACUGCAGUGGUAUCGACCGAAAGCUGAGAAGGUAUUCCACGAAACCUUGAAAGUGUACGAGAACUUCUUCGACGAUCUGCAGAAGCGAAUCGAUCAGGGCGAGAACCCGGAGUGUUUUGCGCGGUCUCUAGUCGACUUGUCAAAGCAGUACAACUUCAGUGACGAGCAGCAAUAUUUCUGUGCUGGUACCAUCAUUGAAGCAGGAUCUGAUACGACCAGAAAUCAGAUUAACCUCAUGCUUGCAGCCGCAGCUAAAUACCCGGAAUGGGUAAAGAAAGCCCGACAAGAACUUGACAGUGUCCUAGGAGACGCCAAAAGACUUCCCGACUUUGAUGAUUGGGAAUCUUUACCAUACAUACGGGCAGUUAUGAAAGAGACUCUAAGGUGGCGCCCGAACAUGAUCGCGAGCGGUGUGCCACGCGUACUUGUCGAGGAUGAUGUCGUUGGGCCCUACAGAUUCGAGAAAGGCACCGUGUUUACGUGGAAUCAUUAUGGAAUUUCCCACGACGAACAAGAAUACAAGAAUAAUCAAGUAUUCGACCCAGACCGAUUCCUUAAUGAGGAUUUGAACGAUAUGUUGAAAGGACAUUGGGGAUUUGGCAUGGGACGACGCGUUUGCGUAGGCUGGCAUGUCGGAUCUCGAAACAUGUUCAUUUCCUUCUCUCGCCUUCUUUACUGUUUCGAUUUCGCGGAAGAUCCAUCGGAGCCCAUCGACGAGACAAGGAUUGAUGCCUUUGCGCAUAAAGCUGCUCCCUUCAAGCUCAAUAUCAAACCCAGGAGCCAGGCUCAUGCUGAUCUGAUCGAGCGAGAAUGUCGUGUUGCCGGCGAAGCUGUUUCGUGAAACGCAAGGACGGGUUCAGAAAAC
This is a messenger RNA of Pseudogymnoascus verrucosus, 1907 nucleotides long. RefSeq lists its product as uncharacterized. The coding region runs from base 294 to 1883 and encodes 529 amino acids. The record is from RefSeq and is a predicted model, not a curated record. The transcript is spliced from 9 exons. Lineage: Eukaryota; Fungi; Ascomycota; Leotiomycetes; Thelebolales; Thelebolaceae. Gene Ontology annotation, molecular function: oxidoreductase activity, acting on paired donors, with incorporation or reduction of molecular oxygen; monooxygenase activity; heme binding.